AUGAAAGGUAGCCGGAUCGAGCCAGGAGAUGUGACACCACACAAUAUUAAGCAGUUGAAGAGAUUAAACCAGGUCAUCUUUCCAGUCAGCUACAAUGACAAGUUUUACAAGAAUGUGCUGGAGGUUGGCGAGCUAGCAAAACUUGCCUAUUUCAACGAUACUGCAGGAGGUGCCAUAUGCUGUAGGGUGGAUCACUCACAGAAUCAGAAGCAACUUUACAUCAUGAUGCUAGGAUGCCUGGCACCAUACCGAAGGCUAGGAAUAGGAACUAAAAUGUUAAAUCAUGUCUUAAAUAUCUGUGAAAAAGAUGGCAGUUUUGACAACAUUUAUCUGCAUGUCCAGAUCAGCAAUGAGUCUGCAACUGACUUCUACAAAAAGUCUGGCUUUGAGAUUCCUGAGACAAAGAAGGACUACUAUAAGAGGGCAGAGCCCACAGAUGCUCAUGUGCUGCAGAAAAACCUCAAAGUCCCUUCUGGCCAGAACCCAGACGUGCAAAAGACAGACACCUGA
Hippopotamus amphibius kiboko is the source of this 510-nucleotide messenger RNA. RefSeq names its product N-alpha-acetyltransferase 50-like. Gene Ontology annotation, cellular component: NatA complex. The transcript has a single exon. The record is from RefSeq and is a predicted model, not a curated record. The coding region runs from base 1 to 510 and encodes 169 amino acids. Lineage: Eukaryota; Metazoa; Chordata; Mammalia; Artiodactyla; Hippopotamidae. Gene Ontology annotation, molecular function: acyltransferase activity, transferring groups other than amino-acyl groups. Gene Ontology annotation, biological process: mitotic sister chromatid cohesion.